GUAGAAAGUUAGGAUAUAAAUUGGAAGUCUUCGAUUCUCAGAAGUAUCAUUCUAGUUUGAACCUUCCUUUUGGUAGCUGACCCAAUCUUUAAAAAUGAAAUUCCUGAUUGCCCUCGCCGCCCUGCUGGCCCUGGCCGCCGGAUGCAUCCGCGAUGACUCCGACGGACGUCCGGACUGCAACGCCGCCGAGAUGACCGCCCGGCUCUGGCGCAACAACUGGGACCCCACCGCGUUCUGGGAGUGCACCACGGCAAACAGCCCGGCCGAGCCACGGCGCUGCCCGACGGAGGGCAUGUUCAGCGAAGCCACGCGCACCUGCAUCAACUGGGCCGACUGGGCCUGGACGCCAACGUGCCGGCCACCGAGCAAGGAGUAGGAAUUUACUGAGGGUUUAAAAUGUUGAAAGAAUAAAAAAUCGUGUAUUAAAUUUGAUUA
This is a messenger RNA of Culex quinquefasciatus (southern house mosquito), 435 nucleotides long. RefSeq lists its product as uncharacterized. Gene Ontology annotation, molecular function: chitin binding. The coding region runs from base 95 to 376 and encodes 93 amino acids. The record is from RefSeq and is a predicted model, not a curated record. NCBI's taxonomy places the organism in Eukaryota, Metazoa, Arthropoda, Insecta, Diptera, Culicidae. The transcript has 2 exons.